Molecule: messenger RNA, 1485 nt
Organism: Arthroderma uncinatum
Lineage: Eukaryota; Fungi; Ascomycota; Eurotiomycetes; Onygenales; Arthrodermataceae
Exons: 2
Coding region: 1-1485 (494 amino acids)
Source: RefSeq, a predicted model, not a curated record
AUGCGCCCAGGAGACCCUCGUAUCCGCCAGACCCUCAAUCAGAUCUCCCAGAACCUCGAGUCCGCCAACGAGUCCGCCCAGGAGGGUAUAUACGCCUUCGCCCAUAACUACAUCGAGCCGUGCUUCCUGGGGGUACAGGAGUGCUUUACCUCCUUUACGGCCCCCUGUUUCCCCAGCCGAGACGACCAGCUUCGUCGGCGACGACGGGAGCGGUCUAGUGCCCGUGCCGAGUUUACUUUUGGAUUCUACGAUGACUGGGACUACGACGAGGAUGCGCGCGAAGAAGGGCUGUUAGGCUGGCGGAAUGAUGAGCUCGACAGGCUGCUGGCCGGGAAUAGCUCUGCGCGUGCGUCGAAUGACCAGCCGCGCACGAAUAGACGAAUGAGCUACGGUGCCCGGCGGCGGAGUUCGAUCCUGCCCAGUGACGAACGGCAAGACCCGACUGUCAUCCCUAGUUCGUCCAUACUUGGCUUUCUAGAGCGGUUUCCAUGGAGGAUAGGAGCAAGAGGCAUUCGCUAUCGUCCAUCUGCUGCUAACCUGCAAGAGAAUCCGGGUGGGCUGAAGCGGGACGCCCCAGAACAGGCACCGUUACUCGAAGCAAGCGAUGAAAGCGAUCAUGCCAGAGGCGAUACCAACGGCCACGGUAACAAUUAUAAGCCGGAACUACAUUCAAGAAAGCGACGCGGCACGCAAUCAUCCCAUGCAACUAGCAACUCCCUCAGUUCGCGCGGUGACCUAAUACCCAGCGACGAAGAGGAAGACGCCGUACCGCUCGAUGACGAAUUUAAUAUAAUGACCCUAGGCCGCCGAGGAGGCAGCUUGGGCGGCGAUGACUUUACCUUCUCCGCUCCACGAUCAGUCUCUGGCUCGACGAAAGGAACCACCUCCUCUCGGACCUCGAAUACGAGUAAAGGGAAGGGUAAGCGGAGGAAGCGAGAUAGAGGCUUGAAACGGCGUCGUACCAUGUCCAAGUCAUCGCAUUCGACGUCUGAGUUAGAUACCAGCAUUAUGAUUGAACCGGCUACAGACGUUGCUUCAUUGGCGGAUUUGAGGAGGGAGGAGGAGGAAGUUCGACUAGAAGAGGAGGCAGCAAUAGAGAGGAGACGUCUGGCUGCGCAAGACCUGGCCAAGCAGAAGGGGCUGAGUCUGGCUGAUGGUGAUAAUGAGCCCUCCCCGGGCCCUCUGGACGACGCCCAUGACGAAAAUAAUAACUCCUCUGACCAACCUUUCACCGAAACACACAUUCCCCCGUCGCGAUCCGAUCACGAAGCAUCCACUAACCUAACUACUAAUUCACCGAGCCCCGAAGACGGUCGUGGGCCUCCUACAUCUCAACUCAACAGCCCCGAACCACAUACACGUACCACCAUAUCACAAACCGGUAUCUCUCAACAAGAUAAUACGGAUAAUAUUAAUCCGAACGACUCGGGGCCCGAUGACCCCUCAAAACAUCCUAAUGCCACCCCCACUAACAACGAGUUAUGA